Messenger RNA from Entamoeba invadens IP1, 987 nucleotides. RefSeq names its product UDP-galactose transporter, putative. The coding region runs from base 1 to 987 and encodes 328 amino acids. The record is from RefSeq and is a predicted model, not a curated record. The transcript is spliced from 3 exons. Gene Ontology annotation, biological process: UDP-galactose transmembrane transport. Gene Ontology annotation, cellular component: Golgi membrane; endoplasmic reticulum membrane. Gene Ontology annotation, molecular function: UDP-galactose transmembrane transporter activity; UDP-glucose transmembrane transporter activity. Lineage: Eukaryota; Evosea; Mastigamoebida; Endamoebidae.
AUGGCAUCCCUUCGUUCAAAUUUUGAUAUUCUCAUCACAGCCGUUUUGCUUGUCUCAUCGUUUUUGUCAGUUUCAUUUAUCUCUGAAUAUCUUACAAGAGAACCAUUUACUGCAGAAAAAAUCAAAUUUACAGGAACGAGUUCUUUAGUUUUGGCACAAGCGUUGUUUUCAGCGUGUGCUGGACUUAUUUUGAUGAAAGUAUUUCACGAGGAGUAUAGUGGCCAUUUUCCAAAAAAAGAAUUUAUUCUUUUGAGUCAAACAUAUUGUGGCGCGAUGUUCUUUUCUAAUAAAGCUUUAUUAUACAUUGACUAUCCUACACAUUUAAUAACAAAAUUAUUUAAACCCGUGACGGUAUUGUUAUUCACAAUAUUCUUCACAAAAAAGUACACCAUGAGACAAAUAGUAUUCAGUUCUAUCACUUUCUUCGGAGUCUUUUUAUUCACCAGCGAAAAGAUUUUCAACUUAAAAAAGACGGACACGGAGUAUACAAGCGCUUCGUAUUUCUUCGGACUCUUUUUGAUCCUGAUGUCACUCUUGGCUGAUGGAAUCGCCUCAUCGGAGGAAGAUAUAGUGACACAUACAUAUCAUGUACCAACAUUCAGAGUGAUGGCUUACUCCAACUUAUUUGCUGUCCCAACAUUCCUUGUCAUUUCCCUUGUCACAGGAGACUUGGCACAAGUCUUCUAUUUCAUUAGAAACGAUUUUGAGUUCUCACUCAUCAUAUUGUGCUUUGUCACAUGCUCAGUAUUAGGGCAGUUUUUGAUAUACAGACUCAUUCAUUUGGCUAACACGUUGCUCCUUACUGCUGUCACUAACACAAGAAAGAUAGUCACUAUGGUCAUCUCCGUGUUGUUCUUCCACCACCCAAUUUCUAUGAUACAAAUAAUUGCGGCAUGCAUCGUGUUUGGUUCGUUGUUUGCUGACAUCAUGACAAGAAAGCCGCAUAACAAAGAAAAGGAAAUAACAGACGAGAAAAAGGAGAAUUGA